AUGCUAGCUGGUGGUCAAGCACUUCGUCAUCUAUCCACUGCAUCACAUAAUCAGACUGUUUGUGGUCCAGCAGUCAAGCUUCUUCUGAUUCAUUAUGGUCUGGAAAGCAGGAAAAUUGAAGGAAGUGGACCAAAAAACAAGAAUAUUCUGAAAAGUGAUGUUAUGAAAAUUGUGGAAGCCGAAAAGUUGAAGCCAGUGACCAAUCAAGUACAUGCGCCGAAAGAAACACAUAUUGAGAAGAAAUCUAUUGAAAAAAAAUCAGACAUUUUCGGUGCCAACAAUCGCAGUCUUCGUCAUCAUCAAGACAUCCCUCUGUCGAAUAUCCGAUCCGUUAUUGCAAAACGAUUGACCGCUUCUAAACAACAAAUUCCACACGAAUACCAAGGAGUCGACGUGCGAAUCGAUGAUAUUCUGGAGUUGCGAGAGAAGCUGAAGAAUUCUGGAACCGCUGUGUCACUUAAUGAUUUUAUUAUAAAGGCAGCUGCUUUGGCGUUGAGAUCCGUGCCAACAGUGAAUGUCCGUUGGACACCCGAAGGAAUCGUUCGUCUUGGAUCAGUAGAUAUUUCAGUAGCAGUUGCCACUCCAACUGGUCUCAUCACUCCGAUCGUUGAGAAUGCUGACGUUUUGGGAGUUCUUGCGAUUUCGAGUAAAGUCAAGUUGCUGUCAGGAUUGGCGAGAGAGAGCAAACUGAAGCCAGAACAGUUUCAGGGUGGAUCUUUUACAAUUUCGAACCUUGGAAUGUUCGGAAGUGUGUCGAACUUCACCGCCAUCAUCAACCCACCACAAUGCGCGAUUCUAACGAUUGGAGGAACGAGGACUGAAGUCGUACCGAGAGAUGGACAAUUAGAAACACAGAAAUUAAUGGGUGUGAACCUAUGCUUCGACGGACGUGCCAUCUCCGAGACGUGCGCCAAACAAUUCCUUCUCCACUUCUCCGAAUCUCUAUCCGAUCCGGAGUUACUCAUCGCCGAACCAAUCUCACCGGAACUCGACUUUGAUUUCUCGCGUUUAUUGUAA
This is a messenger RNA of Caenorhabditis remanei, 1017 nucleotides long. RefSeq lists its product as uncharacterized. Gene Ontology annotation, biological process: pyruvate decarboxylation to acetyl-CoA. The record is from RefSeq and is a predicted model, not a curated record. NCBI's taxonomy places the organism in Eukaryota, Metazoa, Nematoda, Chromadorea, Rhabditida, Rhabditidae. Gene Ontology annotation, cellular component: pyruvate dehydrogenase complex. The transcript is spliced from 7 exons. Bases 1 to 1017 code for a protein of 338 amino acids. Gene Ontology annotation, molecular function: dihydrolipoyllysine-residue acetyltransferase activity.